This is a messenger RNA of Falco peregrinus (peregrine falcon), 1118 nucleotides long. RefSeq names its product MAX dimerization protein 3 (gene MXD3). NCBI's taxonomy places the organism in Eukaryota, Metazoa, Chordata, Aves, Falconiformes, Falconidae. Gene Ontology annotation, biological process: regulation of transcription by RNA polymerase II. The transcript is spliced from 5 exons. Bases 7 to 639 code for a protein of 210 amino acids. Gene Ontology annotation, molecular function: DNA-binding transcription factor activity, RNA polymerase II-specific; protein dimerization activity; RNA polymerase II cis-regulatory region sequence-specific DNA binding. The record is from RefSeq and is a predicted model, not a curated record.
CAGCCAAUGAGCGCUCGGCCCGCGCCCCCCGCCAUCGCCCCCCCAGCCAUGGAGCCGGCGGCCACCAGCAUCCAGGUGCUGCUGCGGGCGGCCGAGUUCCUGGAGCGGCGGGAGCGCGGGGCGGGCGCCGCCCGGUACCCGCCGUGCCUGGCCGAGGCCGAGCACCGAUACGCCUCGCUGUGCCCCGCGCGGGCCCGCCGGGCCGUGGCCAGCGUCAGGUCGGUGCACAACGCGCUGGAGAAGCACAGGAGAGCCAAGCUCCGGUGCUGCCUGGAGCGGCUGAAGCAGCAGGUGCCGGUGGGCGCAGGGCCGGACCGUCCUACCACGCUGACCCUUCUGCACCGUGCCCGGCUUCACAUUCAGAGACUGGAGAAACAGGAGCUGAGCGCACAGCGGGCCAAGGACCGGCUGCGUAACCAGCAGCGGAGCCUGCAGCAGCGGCUGCAACGGCUGCUCUCACCUGCCAGCGGGGAACGGGCACGGGCUGACAGCUUGGACUCAUCCCAGCUCUCGGAGCCCUCUGAGGGAGAGGAUGCUGAGAUAGAGGUGGAUGGCAUGGUGUUCAGCGGGGACCCCCUGCCCGGCUUCAGCACUGGGAGGGACCACAGCUACUCCAGCCCCCACAGUCCCGAAUCCUGACAGCACGUACUGCCUUCCUUGCGCUGCCUGCCUGCCUCCUCCCUGUCUGCCACUGCCACCAGCACAGCCUCUGCCGGCCUCAUCAUGGCUGCCUGGGUAAGGGGGCUGCAGGUGGGGACAAGUGUCCAGCUUGAGCCCCUGCAGCCGGGUUGCUGAGUGGCAGCGGCCGUGGCGCUGGGUGCCUGGAGCUGGCACCGCACUGUGGCACCCACUGUGCACUGCAAUGCACUGCAAGAGGUGCCGAGGGCCCGGCUGCCAUGGGGACACCCUCCUGCCUCCCCCUGCCGUUCGCUCUCGGGUAGGCUGGGGGCUGCCUGGGCCGCGCCACCCCCAGCAGACACAGCUACUGGGGAGCUCUUCUGCCCCUGGAGAGCCAGGAAGAGGAAACUAGUGCAUUAAGCAACUUGCCUUCACGCUCCUGCUCCGCCCUCUUGUACGUACCCGACACUAUUUUAGUAAAGGCACUUGGUGAAACCCUG